ACGGACACCAUCAUUUGACUGCUCCGAUGUCUGCCACUCUGCCAACUUUCUCGAAAAUCUACCUCCCCUUUCCGCGCUAUAUAUGCUUUGUUGUUUUACUUGUUGGAUUGGACGAGUUCAUCGAAUGGACGGGCUGCAGAGGUCGGCGCAGACAUUCAGGAGGUCGGGCUCGUCGGGGCUGGUCUGGGACGAGCGCUUCAUCACCGAGGGCGCCGGCGCGGCGGCGCCACGCCAGCAGCCGGAGCUGCGGCACUCGAGGAGCGUCGGCAGCGUCGCCAUGCUGCUGCUCGGCGGCGAGGCAGAUCGCGACGACAAGAGGAAGCUGACGCUGGCCAAGCCGAACCUGAAGGGCCACCACAAGAAGCAGGAGGAGCUGGUGCCUGGCAGGAAGGCGUUUCGGACCAGGGACGUAGCCCCGGCCGCCGAGCCACCGUCGCCGAGGGUGCUCGCCAUCUGCUGCGCGCCCUGCUCCAUCUUCCGGGAUGCCGGCGCCGGUGGCUCGUCGUCUCUGGCGCGGCGGGCCAAGAAGCGGUAGGAUAGGAAAAUCAAUAUGUUUAUUUUUUCGGGUUCAUGGUAUGCUUGAGACGAAGUGUAACCGUACGGGGGGAUCGUGACCAAGUGGCUCGCGCGUACGUACGAUUUGAGGCUCAUAAAAUCUCUCUGAUUCUGAAUAAAUUUGUACU
Zea mays is the source of this 683-nucleotide messenger RNA. RefSeq lists its product as uncharacterized. The transcript has a single exon. The coding region runs from base 83 to 535 and encodes 150 amino acids. Lineage: Eukaryota; Viridiplantae; Streptophyta; Magnoliopsida; Poales; Poaceae. The record is from RefSeq and is marked validated.